UUCAGCCGGGUGACGGUCACACGGUCAGCUGAUAUUUUGCUGCGAUUUCGCCCGGGCUGCUUUUCAUCUUUACAAGAUGAUCGCCUUGUUCAACAAGCUCCUAGACUGGUUUAAAGCGCUGUUCUGGAAGGAAGAAAUGGAGUUGACGCUGGUCGGCUUGCAGUAUUCGGGGAAGACCACCUUCGUCAACGUGAUUGCGUCUGGCCAGUUCAGUGAAGACAUGAUCCCAACAGUGGGCUUCAACAUGAGGAAGAUCACCAAGGGGAAUGUCACCAUCAAGCUGUGGGACAUUGGUGGUCAGCCACGCUUCAGGAGCAUGUGGGAGCGGUACUGCCGAGGCGUGAGUGCCAUCGUUUACAUGGUGGACGCUGCAGACCGAGAAAAGAUUGAGGCUUCCAAGAAUGAACUCCACAAUUUGUUAGACAAACCCCAGCUCCAGGGCAUUCCUGUCUUAGUUCUGGGGAACAAACGGGAUUUACCAGGGUCGCUGGAUGAGAAGGACCUGAUCGAGCAAAUGAACCUGUCCGCCAUCCAAGACAGAGAGAUCUGCUGCUAUUCCAUCUCCUGCAAGGAAAAGGAUAACAUCGACAUCACGCUACAGUGGCUAAUCCAGCAUUCGAGAACAAGGAGAAGCUGAGUCACGCAGGUUCCUGAAGUCCUCCUCGCUUCUGGUCUGCCCCGUCACCCUCCCUACUUCUGUCCCAUUCGUCUUUUCCUGACCCCGUCUUGUCCAGGAUGUGUCCAUCUUAAUGGCCUUUGCAAGGUUAAUAUCAUCAAUUUGGUUCCAUUUCUGUAAAAGACGGGACAAAAAACAUUGUUUGCACUUUCUUUUCUUUUUUUUUUUUUUAAAUUCUAUCUGAUCGUCUUAAUGGAUUUUACACUUGGGUACAUUGACACUUGUUGCAUAACUUCUGGAUGUCGUUCAUUUCUAGCAUUAAUUGAUUGGCCGGAAGCAAAGGAGAUGUUUGAGUUCAGCAGUAAGGCCUUUCUGUUCCUCCGUCAUCCAGCGCAUUUAAAUGUAAGAAUCCCUUACUGAGCUCAUCAACAUUACAGUCUCAGAUUUUGUUGAAGUUAACCAGUCGCUGUGGGAAUGGUGAGCCAGAUCAUGUGAUUGUCCUGAGCAGUCCGAGAGCUUUGAGGAGCUGAGCUUGUCAUCCCGGGGCUUGCUUCUGUACCUCACAGCACAGACGUAGCUUUAACGUUACGAAACCAGGGCUUUUUGUUGCAGGGAGAAAUCUUUCUUGUAUGACGACUGGUUUAAAAUAAGUGCUUUGGAAAGUUUAGGCGCUGAGACACUAAAUGUCUUAAAAUCCAGUGCAAUAUUUAACAUUCAUUUCCACAUCUGUGAAUGGCAGGCAGUGAGGGGUAAAUGUAUUUAGUAUGUGGUUGCACAUUUGCUAUUAGGUCGCCAUAAGAAUGCUAGACUGACAUCUUUUGACUAUGCAACAAGUUUUUCAGUUUGUUUUAAUUUCUAAACAUGCAGGACUAAACUGUUUGUUUUAAACGAUUAACACUUGCCUGUCAUUACUAAGCCAUGCUGGAUCUCAACAAACCUGAUCAAUACUGGUAUCUUUAUUUCACUGAUACAUUUUAUAUAUGUAAAAACGAAAGCGAUAAGAACAGCCAUUUUCCUAAAACUUGGCUCUCAAAGAAACACUUAAGGGUCUCGUUUUAUGGUUUUUGUCACUGUGUUCUUAGAAUAUUGUUCUUUUAUAGAGCUUUUUAUCGUUUCCAAAUUAUUAAAGAUAAUGUAUAAUGGAAUGACACAAACAUUGUUGCACUUGGGCAGGUACAAGAGAAUCUUGCCAGUGGCGGUUUACUGCGAGCAGGAAGUACAUGAGAGAAAUUUGUCUAGUUAUGAAAGUAUUACAGAGGGAAAAACUGUUGAGAAAUGUCACUAUUCCACUACACAUCCAGAUGCAUUUUAACCAUGUAACACUUGGGUGAGAAGAGGGUUCAUGUCAUAUCGGGGUCUGAGUAAUCAUUGCUGGGGUCAUAAGAUUACAUAUGAAAUGUUUCAUAACGGUGGUUUUACAAUAAACUUUGGUUAUCCUGUAAUUUCAUUGCAAUCACAUAGAGUAAUAAAAUAAUAUAAAUGUGUCAGUUUGCCUGUUUCAUCUCAUUAAUGCCAUUGUUAAUUUUGUUUUCAGUGCACAUUUGUAAUUUAUGUAACGUUAAACUUUUGUUUACAAUUUGUGGACGUUCCCUUGGCCAUGGUUUUCAAGCUUAAGGUAUUAAGCAGUAUGGAUUGUCAGGUGAUGUAAAGGCUGGAUGCUGAUCAUGGUGCCAGGGACCGUGCAAAUCCUUGUAAGAGAGAAGCUAUUGCUUGUCUCUGUAAAAUCCUAGAGCUGAAACAUGUAUUCAUAUACAUAUAAUAUAAUGUAUGAAAUACUGCGGUGGUUAUUUGUGCUCUCGGAACAGCCUAGUGAUGAGUAACUCCGUACGUGUCUUUAACGUGUCUGAAUUCACAAGAUAGACUUUGACAUCGACAUUGCAUGAUUCCUGUUAAACGCCAAGCUUACUUACCAAUGUCCCUUUCAGUGUGUUGACCUCUUUGGCUCUGCCAACUUCAUCUGCUGCAGUGUAACCUUUGGCAGAAAGAAACUUGACCAAUACCAGGAUGAAUAUCACAUAGUUGCCCGUAACCUGAGUUAGUUUAAAAACAUUCUUUAUUUUGUGAAGUAAUUAAUCCUUGUGCUUGCCAUCAACUGUGUUGCCUUUUAUUUAAUUUAUUUUAGUCAUUUGCACGGUACUACCUUCAUCAAGUGUCUGUCAUAUUUAAUAUCGGUACUGAAUAGCGACAUGUUAUUGCAACAAUGUUAAAUGUUUUUUGAUUUUUUUUUUAAAUAAAUUCAUAAUUGUGCUUAUGAGAUCUUGUAUAUAGCUACUUAAAACCAAAUGGGCUGUUUUUGAUAUGGCAUCAUCUUGCUUGUGGAGGUGAGGCUGAAGAAUGUCUUUUGAUGUAUUAUGGCCAUUGGAAGGAUGUGUGGACCUGAUGUGCAAAUGCAUUGUAUCCUUAGAUAUUUAGAUCAGUAGUUUUUAAAGGGGUUUGAAUUGCCAGAGUAAAGCAAACUUCUGGGCUUGGUGUGAGCUUCCACUGAACAGCCAUUCUGAUUGGCUUUGGAAUGUGCUUUUUAAUAGUUUGUGAUUGGUGUUUGGAAUUCACUUUCACUUUUCAGUUCUCUGUCUGUGAGAAUUUUGUUCUCUUGUUCCGCAAAUGGUAGAGCUCCUGAGAAGGCUGUCAACAUGUUUUCUUGUUUUCUUCUAAAAUAAAGGCAGCUAUCACUAUUAUGUUCCCACAAUGCGCCCAAACUGGAUGAUGAAAUGUCGAUAUCAAUUGCUCGGAACAUGGAAUUUCAUUGGGAGGCUGUUGUUGAGUUUAUUCUGGGUGAGAUUUGACAAUGAGGUGAGGGUAGAACAGCAUGUAUGCUUGUUUGCAGUAGGAUUCCAGGUGAGGUUGACAUUCACCAUGAGAGAACGGACUGGUGUGAUGCUCUAAAUCAGUCAGUUGGUGUUUUAUUCAUUUAAAUAUAUAUUUUAGCACAGUGUUGGGGAGGAUAGUCUAACACGGGACCUGGUUUGUGGGGUACCUGUCUGUUUCCUUUCCUGCCUCCUUGUGUUCUUUUCUUCCGUUCAUCCCACAUAAAGACUUCUGUCAAGCACCCCAAGAGGAAGCUGUGCAAAGAGCACGGUGCAAAAUUACGAGGAGAAAGGUUCCCAUGCUUCAUGUGGGGUAGGACAGCUGGAUGGUCUUCAUGUUUAUGGUUGUCUACAGUGGCUCCGCCCCUUGAACUAUUGUCAUGGGGAUCAUCUACCAAGAAAUAUUACGCCAGUCAUUCUUGCGUUACAUCUUCAGAACGGUGUUUCUUAAAUAUGUAUAAAAUGUAUUAACAUGGCUGUCCCCUUUUAAAGUUUGUUUUGCAUUAAAAUGAACUUUUUAAAAUGACCAAUAUAUUCCAACAUAACCAGAGAACUUUGUGUUUAUGUUCUAAAACUUAAAAAAUUAAAGUUUAUUUUAUCUCUCUUUAUAUUACAUUGUUCUGCCAGUGAUAACUGUAUUGUUGCUAUUGUUAUCUUGAAAUAAUUUACAAUAAUAAAGUUUCCCACAAAGGAA
Messenger RNA from Brienomyrus brachyistius, 4114 nucleotides. Its product is annotated as ADP-ribosylation factor-like protein 8A. NCBI's taxonomy places the organism in Eukaryota, Metazoa, Chordata, Actinopteri, Osteoglossiformes, Mormyridae. The record is from RefSeq and is a predicted model, not a curated record. The transcript has 7 exons. The coding region runs from base 77 to 637 and encodes 186 amino acids. Gene Ontology annotation, molecular function: GTPase activity; GTP binding. Gene Ontology annotation, biological process: protein transport; anterograde axonal transport. Gene Ontology annotation, cellular component: lysosomal membrane.